Molecule: messenger RNA, 6064 nt
Organism: Miniopterus natalensis
Lineage: Eukaryota; Metazoa; Chordata; Mammalia; Chiroptera; Miniopteridae
Gene: DLC1
Product: DLC1 Rho GTPase activating protein
Biological process (GO): regulation of Rho protein signal transduction; signal transduction; actin cytoskeleton organization
Cellular component (GO): membrane raft; focal adhesion
Molecular function (GO): lipid binding; protein binding; GTPase activator activity
Source: RefSeq, a predicted model, not a curated record
CUGUGCGCUGGAGCAGCGGGUGCGGGGGCGCUUCGCUGCUGCCCGGCUAUGGCCGAUCUUCGCAGCAGGAGUAACCGGUCCCGGGCUUCUCGCCCCGCUCCCUGAGCGCUCUCCCUCUUCGACCUCUGAAAAACUCUGCGUUGUGUCUGGGCCGUGGCGAGCGGCACCGAGAGGCUGGCAGGGAUGCGCUGAGGACCGCUGGAGCGCGCGUCCCUGGGAGCCGCCGUGCGCCCCGCGCGGAAGCCCAGGUGUCUCGGGCUACCUCGAUUUCCCCACUGUACGCCCGCCGCCCCCGCCGCACUUGAUGUGCAGAAAGAAGCCGGACACCAUGAUCCUAACACAAAUUGAAGCCAAAGAAGCUUGUGAUUGGCUACGGGCAACAGGUUUCCCCCAGUACGCACAGCUUUAUGAAGAUCUCCUCUUCCCUAUUGAUAUUUCCUUGGUCAAGCGAGAGCAUGAUUUUUUGGACAGAGAUGCCAUUGAGGCUCUAUGCAGGCGUCUAAACACUUUAAACAAAUGUGCGGUGAUGAAACUGGAAAUCAGUCCUCAUCGGAAGAGGGGACCAGUGGCUUUCUUGUCUUUUCAGAGUGAGGAUUCCGACGAGGACGAGCCUUGUGCAAUAAGUGGCAAGUGGACUUUCCAGAGGGACAGCAAGAGGUGGUCCCGGCUUGAAGAGUUUGAUGUCUUUUCUCCAAAGCAGGACCCAGUCCCUGGGUCCCCAGAGGAUCCCCACCUGAAGAGCGCCCCGAGCCACGAAAGCAUGCUGACGGACUUCAGCGAGCGCCAGGACGUGGCUUCUGUCCGCAGCCUCAGCAGCACCAGCAGCCUCCCCGCCCAUGUGCCCCACGGCGGCGGCGGGGACACUGCCACUGCCACACCCCGGACUAACUCGGUCCUUAGCGUCUGCUCGUCCUCCGGCAACUUUGUAGGCAACGACGACUCUUUCUGCAGCCUGCCCUCUCCCAAGGAACUGUCCAGCUUCAGCUUCAGCAUGAAGGGCCACGAGAAGAACGCCAAGUCCAAGACGCGCAGCCUGCUGAAGCGCAUGGAGAGCCUGAAGCUCAAGGGCUCCCAGCACGGCAAGCACAAGGCGCCCUCCAAGCUGGGGCUGAUCAUCAGCGGGCCCGUCCUGCAGGAGGGCAUGGACGAGGAGAAGCUGAAGCAGCUGAACUGCGUGGAGAUCGCCGCCCUCAACGGCAACCACAUCAACGUCCCCAUGGUACGAAAGAGGAGCGUUUCCAACUCCACGCAGACCAGCAGCAGCAGCAGCCAGUCGGAGACCAGCAGCGCCGUCAGCACGCCCAGCCCUGUCACCAGGACCCGGAGCCUCAGCGCCUGCAACAAGCGGGUGGGCAUGUACCUGGAGGGCUUUGACCCCUUCAGUCAGUCGGCAUUCAACAACGUCGUGGAGCAGAACUUCAGGAACCGCGAGACCUACCCGGAGGACACGGUGUUCUACAUCCCAGAGGAUCACAAGCCUGGCACCUUCCCCAAGGCCCUCUCCAAUGGCAGUUUCUCUCCCUCGGGGAAUAGCAGCUCUGUGAACUGGAGGACUGGAAGUUUCCACGGCCCCGGCCACAUCAGCCUGAGGAGGGAGAACAGCAGCGACAGCCCCAAGGAGCUCAAGAGACGCAAUUCCUCCAGUUCCAUGAGCAGCCGCCUGAGUAUCUACGACAACGUGCCGGGCUCCAUUCUCUAUUCCAGCUCGGGUGACCUGGCCGACCUGGAGAAUGAGGACAUCUUCCCUGAGCUCGAUGACAUCCUCUACCACGUGAAUGGCAUGCAGAGGAUCGUCAACCAGUGGUCGGAGAAGUUCUCAGAUGAGGGAGACUCGGACUCGGCCCUGGACUCGGUCUCCCCGUGCCCGUCCUCUCCCAAGCAGAUACACCUGGAUGUGGACCACGACCGAGCCACACCCAGCGACCUGGACAGCACAGGCAACUCGCUGAAUGAGCCCGAAGAGCCCUCUGACAUCCCAGAGAGGAGGGAUUCUGGGGUCGGGGCCUCCUUGACAAGGUCCAACAGGCACAGGCUGAGGUGGCACAGUUUCCAGAGCUCUCAUCGGCCGAGCUUAAACUCUGUGUCACUGCAGAUUAACUGCCAAUCUGUGGCCCAGAUGAACUUGCUACAGAAGUACUCGCUCCUGAAGCUAACCGCCCUGCUGGAGAAAUACACGCCUUCUAAUAAACAUGGUUUCAGCUGGGCCGUGCCCAAGUUCAUGAAAAGAAUCAAGGUUCCAGACUACAAGGACCGGAAUGUGUUCGGGGUCCCCCUGACGGUCAACGUGCAGCGCACAGGACAGCCCCUGCCCCAGAGCAUUCAGCAGGCCAUGCGCUAUCUCCGCAACCACUGUUUGGAUCAGGUCGGGCUCUUCAGAAAGUCGGGUGUGAAAUCCCGGAUUCAGGCCCUGCGCCAGAUGAAUGAAAGUGCUGUAGAUUGUGUCAGCUAUGAAGGGCAGUCUGCUUAUGACGUGGCAGACAUGUUGAAGCAGUAUUUUCGAGAUCUUCCUGAGCCACUAAUGACAAACAAACUCUCCGAAACCUUCCUACAGAUCUACCAAUAUGUGCCCAAGGACCAGCGCCUCCAGGCGAUCAAGGCGGCCAUUAUGCUCCUGCCCGACGAGAACCGGGAGGUUCUACAGACGCUCCUUUAUUUCUUGAGUGACGUCACGGCAGCUGUGAAGGAGAACCAGAUGACUCCGACCAACCUGGCCGUGUGCUUGGCGCCCUCCCUCUUCCACCUCAACACCCUGAAGAGAGAGAAUUCUUCCCCAAGGGUAAUGCAAAGGAAACAGAGUUUAGGCAAACCAGAUCAGAAAGAUUUGAACGAAAACCUCGCUGCCACUCAAGGGCUGGCCCACAUGAUUGCUGAGUGCAAGAAGCUUUUCCAGGUUCCUGAGGAAAUGAGCCGAUGUCGCAAUUCCUACACCGAGCAAGAACUGAAGCCCCUCACUCUAGAAGCAUUAGGACGCCUUUGUAACGACGAGUCAGCUGACUACCAACACUUCCUCCAGGACUGCGUGGACGGCCUGUUUAAGGAGGUCAAAGAGAAGUUUAAAGGUUGGGUCAGCUGCUCUACCUCAGAGCAGGCCGAGCUGUCCUAUAAGAAGGUGAGUGAAGGACCUCCUCUGAGGCUUUGGAGGUCAACCAUCGAAGUCCCUGCUACCCCCGAGGAAAUCUUGAAGCGCCUACUUAAAGAGCAGCACCUCUGGGAUGUAGACCUGUUGGAUUCAAAAGUGAUUGAAAUCCUGGACAGUCAAACUGAAAUUUACCAGUAUGUUCAGAACAGUAUGGCACCCCACCCCGCUCGGGACUACGUCGUUCUGAGGACAUGGAGAACUAACUUACCCAAGGGGGCCUGUGCCCUUUUACUCACAUCCGUGGAUCACGACCAGGCACCUGUGGUAGGGGUGAGGGCCAACGUGCUCCUGUCCAGGUAUCUGAUCGAACCCUGCGGGUCAGGGAAAUCCAAACUCACCUACAUGUGCAGAGCUGACUUAAGGGGCCACAUGCCAGAGUGGUACACAAAGUCUUUCGGACAUUUGUGCGCAGCUGAAGUUGUAAAGAUCCGAGACUCUUUCUGUCAUCAGAACACUGAGAGCAAAGACGCCAAAUCCAGGUGAUCACUGAGGCAGAGCAGCCAUGUCCACCAUCCGGGAGUUUGUUUCCGGAACCCUUGCCAGUCCUUGGAAGAACGGGUUCUGCGUCUAAUUCUGAAACAAGACUACAAGUUGGAGUAGAGGAAUUGACUUUAGCUGUUUGAUACAUUUUUAAAGCUGCUUCCUGUUUGUUUAAGGUCUGUGUUAAAGACCUUGACUGGAAUAUAUGACUGUGCAAAAAAAAAAAAAAUGUAUUCUUACGCGAAUUGCUUCUGAGAAGCAAAACUCUUAUAAAUACAUUAUGGAAGAUGAUGAAGAUACUUCAUUCUCUUGUGAUACUGGUGUAUGUGUACCUAUGUCAUUUUGUUUGCAGCGUGUUGAGGGACUGGUGUAGCCACUGGAAUAGUUGGUACUCUUUGACAUGUUUUCUCACUGAGAUGAGCAGAGAAAGGUUUGCACAGAGAAGUGUGUGUAUGUCUGUUUGUUGCUGGUUGAAUGGCAUAGAUGUGUAAGUUGGGAUGCAGUGUCUGGCACACUGAGAUGCAUCCAAGAAGGAUUUUGAUGUAUCAGAUUCAGUUUAACCUGAAAUAUCUGACUACCCAUGGAUCCAUCCAGAAAGGGAACCCUUUUAUUUUGGGGGGUUUGGCAGCCUACCCUUGUCCAUUUAUUUUUUAUGUUUUAUUAAACAGAAUCCUCUAUCAACCUCUCCUUUACCUGAACAGUAAUUGUAGUAAAUUUACUCUGAUAGCCCAUUUCAAACACAGUUUAUCUGCAGAUCCAGUUGCAAAUAGUGAUGUUGUUUUUAACCAGGAUAGAUUAAAGGGAUGAAAAAGAACUCCCCCUUACUGGUUCCAAAGCACAGUUUUGCUUUGUUUUUUCUAAAUAGUUGAGAUGUAAAAACUGAACACUCUAUCGUUUACUCCUGAAUCAAGCAUCAGAAUGUUUUACUUGUCUGAAUUCUUUGCAUUUUCAUGUGUAUCACAGAAACUCUUUAAGACACGCUAUGUAUGGGAACAUAGGAAGCUAAGUAUGUCUCAAGGAAAUCCCUGUAAAUAUAACCCAACCACAAAAGUUGUUGUUAUUAACAGUAUUUCUGAAAGCUUAACAGGCUUAUUAAUUGGAUUUACCCUUAACAGCAAAUAGGUUUUCUGGUUUUAUGAUUUUUUUUUUUUUUUGCUUUGAUUUUCCUAUAUUUUCUUUUCUUUUCCUUUAUAAUGAUGCCCUUGGAAUAUAUUUUCAUGGUGAUGGCAAAUAGGUUUCAUAGUAAAAAACAAAAGCAAAAUCCCAGCACAGUUUUUUGGAAGGGUGGUCUUUAUACAGGUUUUACUGUAAUGGUAAAGGUUGACUUAAGAGACAGUAUUAGUGAAUUUAUUUAGCAUGGAUCAAAGUGAAUAACGUAUGAAUGAGGGUUGUAAGAAGGAUUUUUAUUUUGUUUUAACAUAAUUUAGCUACCAUUGUCAGUGUUAUUUCAAAGGUUCUUUGAAGAAUUGGUGGGGCUGGAUUAGAGUGUUAAAAUUUGAGUAUUUUGGAUAUCAGUGUUUUUCAUGAAGAUAUUCUUGUAUAUUCAAUUUUAAUGGCUUUCAGAUUUGUAAGAUUGUAUGUUGUAUAUACCAUUCUAUUAAGACACAUGUACACAUGUCCACUGUGCUUUCAAAACAUAGAUUAAGCAUGAUAAAGAUUAUUAUUUAAAAUAUACUUGUAUUUAUACCUCAGAUAUUCUUUUGGGUUUUGUACCUCAAGGCUUUUUUUUUUCCUAAUGUAAAUACACUUUUCAUGAAUACAGUCUAAGAGAAAAAAGUAAAUAAAAGAAGAGGUUUAUAUGUGCUCUGUAUCUGUACAGAAUAUAAUCGAUAAGUGCACUAUUAAAUGUUUAAGGGAAAAGUCUGGCCUGCUCUCCUUUGCAUUGCAUCUCACUACCCCCCCUCCCCCCCCCGAAAACCUCAGACUGCAAGGCAGAUCAUUCUAGCAUCAACCAAAGUGAAAGCGUGGAGUUGCUGAAGGGAAAAUCAGACCGUAAAUCAUUCCAAGGCCAAACUGCAGCUGAGCCACUCGCUAACAAACAGGAAACCUGGUGAAGGUUCGGGAAGCGUGGAGAUGCUCUCCAAAGGUCGUUAGGAAAUGAUGCCGAGAAAGUUACAAGAACAAGCAACAGCUACAGAAAGAUGCUCAUAAGCAAAGCCAAGGUCGCCGAUUCAUUCCACAAAAGGCCGCUUUCCCACUGUUUGGCCUUCCUGUUGAAAGGAUUUCCAUGUCCAACAGGAGAUUUCAAAGGACGUGAACAUUUGCAAGAACUCUGCUUACUGUCGCCUAGAGUGAUAUUGCCACAAUUCCUCAUUGUGACUAGCGGCCUAGAUUGUACGCUCUGAGAGCAGGGCUCUUCUCCAGCACAUCCUUAGACUCCCCUACAGCAGCUUUCAGUGUUUGUACUUGUAGGCACCUAAUAAAUUGAUUACUUGCUAAAUGGGA